CGGUAUUUCCGGAGGCGCCAUUUUAGGGCGGCUCCCCCAAGGUAGCGCGGCUCCUCUUCCAGCCCUCUCGGUCCCUCUCUCCGCCACCCACAGCGACAGCCAUGGCCCAAGACCCGUCUGUGUCCGCCGAUGCUGCAUCUCCGCUGUUUCCGUCGCUCUCGGACCAAGAACACCCGUCGCUGGCCCGGGGCUACUUAUUUCCAGAGACGUGCUACAACAUCACCCAAGCAUACAGCACAAUCGGGCCGCUGUCUGGUGAAAGUAGCACCAAGGACGUGAAAAAUUUACCGGACAAGUACACGUGCAUGUGCAUCAACAAAACUGCAGAAGAGGGAAUACUCUUCAAACAUAAAAACGCACCCAUCCUGACUGUGAAGUCUGAAAUCUGCGUUGGUCAUGCAUUAAGUAAAUGGAAAUUGGACCAUAAUUGGAAAGUCUACGAGAGCAGAGACAUGGUCUGCGUAUGCCCACUUACGACAGAACGUGAUGGGAACUACACUGCACAGAAGAAUGGAAAAACAUGCGAAUUCAAGAAAUCCAGGUAUCUGUCAGAGCUCACUUGCAAGGUCCAGAGCUGCUCACACGACUUCUGCGGGUGGUGCCCGAUCUACCCCAGCUUGGUUGAGAACUGCAUGCCGCGGGUGAAGAGAUCAUCCUGCAAGGAGCUGAAGCAGCUGAACUGCAUGGGAGACAACGUGGUCAGAACUGAGAGCAAAACCGUCACCACCCCCAGGGUUGUCACCACCCCUGGCAUUGUCACCACCCCCAGGGUGCUCCCCAACGGUGAGAGCUGGGGACAGAAGGAGGAAAGGUGGGGUGGGCUGAUGCCAAUCCUCUGA
Molecule: messenger RNA, 839 nt
Organism: Zonotrichia leucophrys gambelii
Lineage: Eukaryota; Metazoa; Chordata; Aves; Passeriformes; Passerellidae
Exons: 4
Coding region: 102-839 (245 amino acids)
Source: RefSeq, a predicted model, not a curated record